AAGACAAACAGGACUGAGACCUGCAGUUCAGGGAGAAACUCUGGCAGUCAGGAUCCAGCAGUGAGUUUGGAAAUCUGACUGAGGAAAAGUCUUCUGAGGAUUCAACGACAUCAUGCAUACUGAGAGAUACUGUCAAAUGAUCAUUCACAGAGGAAGUUCAACAAUGAACUCUGAGACAUCUCUGGACCUCCAGGACACAAAGACAAUACAUAAUAAAUGGAAAUCCAGACUACAUAAAAUCAUCCAGAAUCCAUUACCAUGGAGGAAAAUCAACAGAAAGGAAACAAAUGAAACAAGCCUACUGGGAGAAUCUCUCGAGACACUUCUUUCCCAGAAAUGUGGACAAAUGGCAUUUCGGGACUUUCUGAAAUCAGAGUUCUGCGAGGAAAAUCUGGAUUUCUGGCUCGCCUGUCGAGAGUUCAAAACCUCUGACAGUCCAGAGGAGCUGACACGGAGAGCUGCAAGUAUUUAUGAAGAGUUCAUCGGGACUGAAGCUCCCAGACAGGUAAACUUAGAUUUCUACACAAGAGACAUUAUCAGACAGAGUCUCCAUCAACCAAGUCCAUCAUGUUUUGUUGUGGCACAGAGGAAAAUCUACAGCCUGAUGGAGAACGGCUCCUUCCCACGCUUCAUUCAAUCCGAGCAACACAGAGUCCUGUUUGAUGCAGCUUCUAAGCAAAGAGGCCUUGGGAGGCACAGAAAGGCCUUGAAGAUAAGGAGCACUGGAGAUCUAAUGCCGCGUGAUUCAAAACCAAUCAGCCUGCAGAGCCAGCUCUAUCUCUUGCACAAGGACUGACAUCAUGCACGUCGGUGGUGCAAAGUGUUGCACAGACAGACACGGGCUCAGGAGCUGCUGUUGACAGACUCUGUGCAGGCACUUCCCCUUCCCUCACAAUGUCACCUCAAAGACUGAAAGCCAGUGCAGUGGACAUAACAUACUGCAGGCGGUGCCACCUGCUGUUAAACCAGGUUAAACUGUGGUUUUCAACCCAGCGGGGCUCCUGGCUGAGACGAUGUCUUGAAUGUAAAUAUUUAUGGUUUUAUACAAGUGAAAUGCACGACUGCAGGACUGUUGUGUAUUUUGUGAUUUUGCAUUAAACAAUAUUUAUGGAAAUUUGAAUGAUUUUGCCAUGUAUGCAUCAUAAGGCAUUGCACAAGUACAGACUUUACUUUGUGAUAAAUUCACAAAAAAAAAAGUUAAACUUUGCAAAAUUCAUGAACUGAACAAAAAGA
This is a messenger RNA of Sebastes umbrosus (honeycomb rockfish), 1233 nucleotides long. RefSeq names its product regulator of G-protein signaling 21-like. The record is from RefSeq and is a predicted model, not a curated record. The transcript has 5 exons. NCBI's taxonomy places the organism in Eukaryota, Metazoa, Chordata, Actinopteri, Perciformes, Sebastidae. The coding region runs from base 113 to 796 and encodes 227 amino acids.